AUGAUGAUGGGAAUAUCUUUCAUUCAAGUUACAGUGGUAGCCUUUGUUUUCUUCUUGAGCAUUGCCACUCGUGGUGUCGAUUCAUCCUUUAUUAUAGAGCCAUCAUCAUAUCAUACCUCCCGACAACAAUCAUCUUCCACAUGGCAGCUGAUGCCUCGGAUUAAUUACCCCAAAGUUGGUAGUAGCAUGGAGGAGAACGUCUCAAUAUCAGCACGGUCCAGCAUUUCUCUUUGCGCUGCAAAAGGAACGAAUGACAACAAGCCAGCCAAGAAGAAGCCAAUGGUGGGCUACAACGACGACGCCUUUGGAUUAAUUUUCUUGACGGGAGGAAUCUUGUCCCAAGACGCAGAUUUUGUCGUUACCUUUGUGGCACUAUCGGCUAUUGCAGCCAUUGCCAGCAAUGCUUCUCAAGAAAUCAAUGAUACCCGAUUACCAGGAUUGGUGGCCAUGGCAACCUUGCCAUUGACGCCGGUUGUGACCUAUUUGCAUGCCGCCAUUAUGAUGGCAGACGAUGGACAAGGUGGCAGUAUAGUAUGGACGGCUCCUCAGCCAAUCGAAAUUGGACUCUGCUUUGUUAGUCUGGCAUGGUCGUAUGCUAAGUGGACUCAGGAGCAAAAUCAAUGA
Cylindrotheca closterium is the source of this 624-nucleotide messenger RNA. NCBI's taxonomy places the organism in Eukaryota, Bacillariophyta, Bacillariophyceae, Bacillariales, Bacillariaceae. The record is from the annotation of a GenBank genome assembly.